Gadus macrocephalus (Pacific cod) is the source of this 4353-nucleotide messenger RNA. RefSeq names its product indian hedgehog B protein-like. The transcript has 5 exons. Gene Ontology annotation, molecular function: patched binding; calcium ion binding. The record is from RefSeq and is a predicted model, not a curated record. Gene Ontology annotation, biological process: multicellular organism development; protein autoprocessing; intein-mediated protein splicing. Bases 2689 to 3969 code for a protein of 426 amino acids. NCBI's taxonomy places the organism in Eukaryota, Metazoa, Chordata, Actinopteri, Gadiformes, Gadidae.
ACACACACAAACUUCAAUGUGAGUUCAGGAUAUAGCGUGACGUUUGAGUUCAACUUAGGACCUUGAAUGUGGACGUGUCGGAGAUUGUCCCUGUUUGUCGAAUUCAUUCACUAUGAAAUCCCCCAAAGCUUUCUUUUAAUUGCAUGAAAAUUGUGUGUAUUUGUUUGUCAGAAACCUUAAUGUGUUUGUUUGUUUGAUGCCCUUGCCUCUUGGAAAAGAGAUUUCAAAUGGUCUGUUCAAUCAUCUCUCUCUCUCGCUCUCGCUCUCUCUUUCUCUGUGUCGUCCUCUCUCCCCCCCUCAGCUCCUCCCCCAGGUGAUGUCAGAGCAAGGGAAGGGCUUCGUCUUCGACUCGGACCUGAGGGAGCUCUACUCCGCCGUCGUCGCCCACGGAAACCCGGGCAAACGCAAGCGCCCCUCCUCCCCCUCCUCCCCAUUGGCUACCGAGGGACGGGAGGUGGAGCUUGCGCCGAGCCAAACCCCGACUCCAGGGGGCGCCGACGCCAGAGGGGAAGCCCCGCCCACCAGGUCCGUCCAGGUAGAACCAGGAGCUAAUCAGGAGUCGCCAAGAAGCAAGAUGGCCGAGCGACAGGCCGAGGGCGUCCGGACGCAGACUAGACCAAAGAAGAAGAAGGCUGUGGGUCUGUUCCGCUGAGGGAUUGAGCCGGGAUCCACAGACCAACGCUCUGUUUUUAAUUGUUUGUUUUAAACUUUUUUAUGAUGUUUUAUUUGUUCAUGAGUUCAUGAGUGUGUGGGUAAGGGAUAUUAAAGGGGUUUUGAGAUUAGUUUUUUUUUUUGCUUCUGCUGAUGAAUUGAUUUCGGAUUUCUCAUUGUCAUUAUCUGAGAAAAAAAAAACGAAGACUUUGGUAUGUUUUAAAUGAAAUGUAAAGGAAUGAACCGAUAAAAUAUGUAUUUUACUUUUGAAUUAAAAAACUACAAUAUAUAUAUAUUAUUUGUAUUUAUGUUCAGAAAAAAAUCCAAAAUAUCAUUAACGUUUUUUCUUUGAUUAUUAACAUCCGAUCUUCCAAGAACGAAAUUUCUGAAACGUUUAUUGUGGAUUUAUGCUUUUUUCCCCGCACGCAUUUAAGUGAAGUGUAUUGAUCAGCCUCCGCUCAGACUCCGGCCUCGAUUAGUUAGACGGCCCCACACCGCCCCCUCUUCUUCGGACGGGCGUGAGAUGUUGACUCAAGGAGUUGCAGCAUCAACGGAAUGCUAUUGAAGUCAAAGUCACUGUUUGCAUCCAUGGAUACAAAGUGUGUGUGCGUGCGUGUGUGUGUGUGUUGCCGGUCUGGCUGUAUCGCUUUGAUCCCAAUAUGAGGGGAUAUGAACGUGUGAAAUGUGUUUGCGUCUUUAAUCGACUGAAGACAUUGAACGUUUGCGUCACCAUUGUGUGUGCUUGUGUGCGUGAGAGCAAGAGAAAGAGAGACAGACAAAGAGGGUGAGAGAUUUGUCCAGUCUGUCUCAAAAGCUCUGCCACUGUUUUUAAUUGUUUGUUUUGAACUUUGUUAUGAUGUCUGACUUUGAGGAAUGGUAAGGGAAACUUUAAGGUUAUUUUUUGGUAAUUUGGGGUUUGAGAUGAGUUUCUUGUCGCUUUGGAUUUUGACGUAAAAAUACGUUUCAGAUUCCAAUCUAAAACGUAAAGUCAAAUCUCACAAGUGUGGCGUGUGUUCCAACUCAACUCUAUCUAACAUCCCUCUCCCUAAACACUCCCCCUCCUCCCUUUCUCCCCCAUGUUCCAUAUCUUGCCCAGGCUGUCCCAACCACGAGCUGUGCGCGCAGAGUAUGCUCCUUGUUUCAGGUGCGCGAUCCUUUUAUACGCGCACCUUUUUACGCACACACCUGACCUGGUUCAAAGUGCCUCUUAUCCGUAUCGCAGUCCCCGCUAGACCCGGGUCAGGUUCGACCCGUCGUCUGGCUACAGCCACCUUUUCUCCGGCGAGGCUGCGGGAAAGAGAUGAAGGGAGGAGACGCGACGUGCCACCGUGCGGGGAGGGGCGCAAGCGGUGGUGGAGCUGGAGGAGGACGGGAGGACUCGCUCCUAAGACUUGGAGGGCGCGGUCUUCGCUCUCCACGCGCACUUCGUUUAUAUUCCAAUUCUUCCCCCGGUUCCAUUUCUGCCAGCUGCCCUUGCGCAACGCAGGGACUACCCUCCAGUGGGGAAGAGAAACACAGAAACCGCGCGCGGUGACAGCGACACCCCUCCUCUGUCUGACCGCCGCCUGCCCACGCGCGCCGUGUAGUGGGAUAUCUUUGUGUGCACCCCCCCCCCCCCCCCCCCCCCCCUCCCUUCCUCUGAGGGGCCGUUUCUCACCGUCCGACACGGGUUCGAACCCCCGCUUUGAACGCUCGUGCCAAAACAAACGGACCUCGGCUAUUUAUUGCCCCCCCCUGUCUCCACGUACCCCGCGGAGUGGGGAGAGCACACUGAGACAAAUCGGAGCCCGUUUAGGUACCCCCGCGCGUCUCCAAACCAGAGCGGAGCGGUGCGCUUUUUACGCUUGAGGAAAUGGCCAAUUCCGGGGACUCGUUGGACCCGCUGGAUCCGGUUCAUUUGAUCACACGGUAGAGCUCCACGCAACAAAACAACUACAAUAACAUCAACAACGACAGAGAGCUCCCGGGAUAAGGUUUAAAAUACGGUUUGGUUCUGAUUCCGCCGACCUGCACCGGAAACCGCCGGCGGGGUUUGGAAUGCGGCCCGCGGCGCUGUUGACGCAUCUCGUCCUCCUCCACCUCCUCCUCCUCCUCUUCUGCUCCCCGGCGGUGGAGGGCUGCGGGCCGGGCCGGGGCUAUGGCCAGCGGCGGCCCCCCCGGAAGUUGGUGCCGCUCGCCUACAAGCAGUUCAGCCCAAAGGUGGCGGAGAAGACGCUGGGCGCGAGCGGGAGGUACGAGGGCAAGAUCACGCGGAGCUCGGAGCGCUUCAAGGAGCUCACGCCCAACUACAACCCGGACAUCAUCUUCAAGGACGAGGAGAACACGGGCGCGGACCGCAUGAUGACCCAGCGCUGCAAGGACAAGCUUAACUCUCUGGCCAUCUCCGUCAUGAACCUAUGGGCAGGGGUUCGGCUCCGCGUGACGGAGGGGUGGGACGAGGACGGACACCACCUGGAGGAGUCACUCCACUACGAGGGCCGGGCCGUCGACAUCACCACCUCCGACCGCGACCGCCACAAGUACGCCAUGUUGGCGCGGCUGGCCGUAGAAGCGGGCUUCGACUGGGUCUACUACGAGUCCAAGGCGCACGUGCACUGCAGCGUCAAGUCAGAACAUUCCGUGGCUGCAAAAUCCGGCGGUUGUUUCCCUGGCGACGCCUUGGUUACCACGGAGACCGGCGGCCGGACAGCCCUCCGCGACCUCCAACCCGGGGACCGUGUCCUCACCGCAACCUUUGACCCCGCCCACCUGGUCUACAGCGAGGUCCUGACCUUCCUGGACCGCGACCCCGCGACCCGGAAGCUCUUCUACACCAUCCACACCCACUCCGGCUCCGCCCUCUCACUGACCGCCGCCCACUUGCUCUUCGUCGCCCGCGGCAACUGCACGGAAGGGGCGGAGCCGACCCCAGGCGACGCCAUGAUGGCGGUGUACGCCAGCGACGCCCGGCCGGGGCAGUGCGUCCUGGUGGUCGCCCCCGCCAACAGCGACAGCGGCGACCAGGGGGGCCGUCUCUCGCGGGUGGUGGGGGUCUCGGGCGCGAGGGGGGGGGGCCAGAAGGGGGCGUACGCUCCGCUCACGGCCCACGGGACCCUGGUGGUGGACGGCAUGCUAGCCUCGUGUUACGCCGCGGUCGACGGCCACGAGCUAGCGCACGCAGCGUUCGCGCCGCUGAGGCUUCUGGGUAGGUGGUGGGGUGGAGGGAGAGAGGGGGGGGAGGGGCUACACUGGUACGGAAGGGUCUUACACUGGGUGGGCCGGAAGUUGCUGGACCCGGGGAGGUUUCACCCACUGGGCAUGGCCGAGGACGGCUGGUGAGGGUGAUGGGGAAGGGUUAGGACGCUAACACUAACGGACAAAGCUAGUUGGAACUUAAAGACGGCGCUCAGAAAAACAAGUGGGGGAGGCUGUGCGUGCGAGUUUGUGUAUGCGUGCGAGUGUGUGUGUGCACAUAUGACUGUUUGUGCGAGUGUGGGUGUUGGUGGGACUCUGGGCGCGUGUGAGUGCGAGUGUGCGCGCGGGUGCCUAAGAAUUGCGUGCUCUGAAUGUAUUUCGUCCGUCGGGGCUUUUGGCGUGAGGACCAACUAUUCACGAAAUGGACAAGCCUCUUUUUUGCCACGAUUUCAUCAAACGAGGAUUCCUCCGUCGCUGAACUCUAACGUAACAGCAGACACCGCGCUGUUCCCUUUGAGCGGCCCUCAA